AUGGUAAUAUUACCUUCCAUCGAACUCUACACGGACUGCAAUAACGCUGAACAGAACGUAGACAGCCUUAUGUUACUCUGUUGCGGAAUACUUGGUAUACUGAAGACAGUAUGGUUUCGCAUUUACGCAAGGAAUUUGACUAACAAUUACAGUUCUGCUCUGAACGAUUAUUUGAUGAUUAAAAACGCAAAACAUCGGGCCAUUAUGCGAAAACAUGCUUUUACGGGAAGAAUUCUCUGCUGUUCCCUAAUGUGUUUUUCUUACUUUAGUUGUCUAUUAUUCACAAUAAUUCCAUUUUUGGGUAAUGCUAAUCAUAAAAUAAAUGUAACGAAUGAGGCCAUGUUACAGUAUACAGUACCAUCAAGAUGCGCUUUGGAGUAUUUCAAUGCUCCAACAAACAUGCAUACAAUCUUGUGUCUCAUCGAAGCUAUCUCACUUACUUUAACAAGUACUACUAAUCAUG
Messenger RNA from Trachymyrmex cornetzi, 463 nucleotides. RefSeq lists its product as uncharacterized. NCBI's taxonomy places the organism in Eukaryota, Metazoa, Arthropoda, Insecta, Hymenoptera, Formicidae. The record is from RefSeq and is a predicted model, not a curated record. The transcript has a single exon. The annotation marks the transcript as partial.